Empidonax traillii (willow flycatcher) is the source of this 1162-nucleotide messenger RNA. It is a transcript of the gene CUNH1orf35, whose product is annotated as chromosome unknown C1orf35 homolog. Lineage: Eukaryota; Metazoa; Chordata; Aves; Passeriformes; Tyrannidae. The annotation marks the transcript as partial. The record is from RefSeq and is a predicted model, not a curated record. The transcript has 7 exons.
ACAGGGAACUCGCUGAUGGCGCCGGUGGGGCGGUGGCAGAAGGGGAAGGACCUGACCUGGUACGCCAAGGGCAAGAAGGACACGGCCCCGCCGCUAUCCCGGGAGGAAGAGCUGGCUGCCGUCCGCCUGGCCGAGGAGGAGGCCAUGAUGGCAGCGCUGGGCUACAAGAACGUGAAGAGGCAGCCCACGGGCCUCAGCAAGGAGGACCUGGCUGAGGUUUGCAAACGGGAGGGCGCCGAGCGGGACGACAAGGACGUGGAUCGGGUGGUGGGUUUGGGCAGCUCCAGUGGCAGUGCCGGCCGGGUGAUGCUCUCCAAGGAGGACAAGGAGGCGGCCAAGAUGGGGCUCUCAGUCUUCACGCACCAGAAAGUCUCCAGCAGCCCUGAGACAUCUGGCUCCAGGAAGAAGCAGGAGAAGGAGGAGAAGGUGGAGGAGAAACGGCCAGAGAGCAACAAAAAAUCCAAAAAGGAGAAAAAGAAGAAGAAAAAGAAGAAACAUAAGAAAGAGAAGAAGAAGGACAAGGACAAGCAUCCCAAGAGAGACACUGCCCCCUCGUCCUCCGAUUCUUCUCCGGAUCAGGAAAAGAGGCACCACCGGAGGAAAGCACAGCAGCACUCGGAGACAUCGCGGCACGGCAGCCGGCGCCGGCACGACACGGAUUCCUCCGGGAGCAGCGCGGAUUCCAGGCGGAAGCGGAGCCGGAGCAGGGACAGGGACAGCCGCGGCCACCACCCAUCCCCGCGGCGCAGGGGCAGGAAGAGGAGCAGGAGCAGGACCCCCCCGUCCCGUGGGGUCAGGCAGCGCCACGACACCGACUCGGACUGAGGGGGAGCCCGGGAUCCUUCCAGGGAGAUCCCACAGAGCAGUUCUGUUUUUGGAGGUGGAUCCAUGAAAAAAGCUGCAGCUCUGCAGGCCCAGAGUCUGGCAAAGGGCAUUAAGGUUGUGAUGCCAACAGCCCCUGCCCACCCCUGGGGGUAGCAGGUGCCCAGGCCCCUUCCUCCUCAUCCCUGGAUCCCUCAACCCAUCCAGGCAGGAUUUAGCACGGAUGCUGUGGGGCGAGGGCUGGUGCUGGGAUGGUUCCAGCUGUGGUGCUGGAAAUGCUGUGGAUACCUCGUGUUUAUGUACAGAAAUUUUGGAAGAGAUGAUUAUUAUUAUUAUUAUU